Messenger RNA from Phanerochaete carnosa HHB-10118-sp, 978 nucleotides. RefSeq lists its product as uncharacterized. The transcript has 5 exons. The record is from RefSeq and is a predicted model, not a curated record. The annotation marks the transcript as partial. NCBI's taxonomy places the organism in Eukaryota, Fungi, Basidiomycota, Agaricomycetes, Polyporales, Phanerochaetaceae.
UCUCUUCGGACGAUGUCAUCUGACUUUCCCUCUCCAGAUGGUUCGUGUGCUGGCUCGCCUACGUAUGCAGUUAAAGCAAGAGAUGUGUGUAUGUCACCAUUGCGCUGCUGCCAGUGUAUUACAAGCUAUUGAGUUUGCAGCGUUACUCCUGACCUGCGCAAACGGUGCGCACCGUAUUCACUUUAAGGAGCAAAAGAAUGUCUCUGUGCCCUGCUGAUGCGCUCACGAGCUCACCACACGACCCCAUUCUCUCCACUGAGACGUCGGACGUCGCUUCCGGGACCGAAGGGCGCGACAGCAACGCAUCGCCGCCGAACCUCACUUGGCCAGAGCCCAUGGUCAUCCUCUUGGCGAGCGAGCAUUCCAGCCCUAUGAAGACGACCAACCGCUUCUGUAUUCAGCAAGAGCUAUGCCCGCGUUCUAGGGUAUAUAAGACAAACCCUGGCAGAGCAGAAUGCAGCAUCACUCGAAAAGCUCUUCAUCGCGUCUGUGAUCGCCCUCGGGGGUAUGUCCCCCAGUGUUAUCUCCGCUAAGCCGAGCUUGUGAAAGGGCAUGGCCGUGCGGGACACGUAUGACCCGACGCCGACGUACCCCACUGCCAGCACCGUAUGGACCAGCGGCGACAUUGAUGGCGUCUCUUGGGACGCGUCCCUCGUCCCAUAUUCGGCUUCUAACAUCUCACGUAUUGACCUCUACCGCCUCGUGGGACCAGGAGAUGACCAGUUCGUCACUAACCUCACGAAGAACGUCGACCCACGCAGUGGCUCGAUCGCAUUCGCUGUGCCUGAUAUCGAGCCUGGCGACAGCUAUUUCAUCUCAGUCGGCGGCAUCGGUGGGUCCACGAGCGCGACAUUCCAGAUCCAACCCCGGGACACAAUCCCAGUUAUCCUCUCUCCAGAUGGCAGCACCGUGUGGACAAUCGGUGGCGAAGGUACUAUCGUCUGGGAUGUGAGCCAGCUCCCCGAAUGGCCCGGCCCG